AAGGGCUAUGGCCACAACAGUUGACUUACUUCGAGAUCAUUUUUUCUCAGAAACUGAGAUUACAAAUCCACUCCUUAUCUCACUGAGAUAAAACACCACUGAAUGGGCCAAACCUGAAAAAUACAAAAAGCCCUUCCAUGAAAAUGUCCUAAAUCAAAAGUACAGUCACACUGACUUGUUAUCAACCGAAAGACAUAGGAUCUCUUUCCAAAGCACAGGAUCUCCAUGGAUUGGAAGCAAUCAGUUUCCCAUCUCAUGCUCUUUCUACCGUUGGUUUUCACCCUUGAGAUUCAGACCAUCAACUCCAUAAAUGAGCUGAAAGAAGAUGACUUUGGAAAAUCCUUCCCCCAACAUGGCCUCCUGCUCCUUUACUGGUUCACCUCCCUCAUAGAUAUCGACCAAAUUGGCAUCAUUCGCUUCAAGAAAGGAAGUUAUGAUCUGGUCACUGACUACCCAUUUCAACUUAUAGAAAACCCAGGUUACCUUCCAUACAUCAUUCCAACGGGACAAAGUGCUUACUACUCAGUCGAUGACUUGGAAGAUGGUUUUGUCAACUACUUGCCUUUUUACAUCACCCAAGACUUUUACAAUUUCAAAAACCACGAGGGACAAACUGUAGACAGGCUCAUCAUUGUGAUAGAUAAGUGGUACACACCAGUCAGGGUAGACCAGGUGUAUAUCUCCGAGGCAUCGAAAUACAACCCUCCAAAUGUGACCAAUGGCAAUAUCACUGCCACGUACAAAGUGGGUGCCCAGGUCCUUCGUCAGAUCACAACUCUGACCAACCCACUGGACUGCCAGAACAAGUUCUUGAAGGAGAUCUUCCCUCACCUCGGCUUCGGUCUGACUCUUGCUGAGAGCAUGUUUGGUCAGCCGGGUCUCCCCUUGUUCCUGGCGUUAUCAGGAUAUGACCUCGAGGGCCGAUACAAUAUCACAGCGCAAACGUGGUCCUGCCCGCUGGUGCCAGCUGAGGGCAGGAAAUCCUUGUGCGACACCAGUAAGCUAGAGCUGGCCAUCAGGACCAGCCAUGAAGGCCACGCCGUAAUCAGCUGGCACGGACUACCCAGCAGCAUCUUGAAAUCACACACCACGGUGGCACUGUUCCAGAGCAGUGACCGCGGCGGCCCAUUGGUGGAAAAGAGGAUCGACGGUCAGGCGUCGGGCGCUCUGGAGACCGCGGUGGCCCUCGACUCCGGCCUCCAGAUCCACCUGAUCAAACAGGAUGUCAGCGACACCACCAUCUGGCGAGGCCCCACGUUCAGCGAUGCCAACCGGCAGCUUCCUGUGCAGGUGGGAAACGCCAGCGCCAGCCUGAUGCUCUUCACGCGCAAAGGCUACGCCGCAGCCCGACUCUUCAUUAGGAAGAGCUACGCCACCUGGAAGGACGACUUCUAUUACUCUUGGGUGGCCUUCUAUUCCAGUCCCGACGAGACCAAUGAGAACUACUUGAGCCGCCAGUGGCAAUGGGUCACUCAUUUCAGAAAACAUAAACUUCUCAGUCUGGUCAUCUAUGAUGUUUAUGAGUAUGUAUCUGGAACGGCCAUCACCCCAGGUAUCCAGGCACGUUUUUUUUUAAGUGAAUAUGAUGAGGUGGCUCGUACAAAGGCAUGGGAUAUGUGA
Messenger RNA from Alosa alosa (allis shad), 1620 nucleotides. RefSeq lists its product as uncharacterized. The coding region runs from base 226 to 1620 and encodes 464 amino acids. NCBI's taxonomy places the organism in Eukaryota, Metazoa, Chordata, Actinopteri, Clupeiformes, Clupeidae. The record is from RefSeq and is a predicted model, not a curated record. The transcript has 3 exons.